UGGACCGCGUGCCGCGUUUUCCCGUGUCAUUUUGCUGUGUCGAUUUCAACGCUGAUAUUUGUUCAAGUUUCGUCGCUGAGUUGUGGACUUAAAGCGUGGUAAACUUUUCGUCCGAAGCGGCCAAAAACGAUUCUACUCCAACUUACUGUGUGACUUAAUUCAAAGUGUCUAAUCGAUAGAAACGAUUUGCACCCGAGCCCACUAGUCGUUGGUAGCGACCCGAGCGUGAACAAACGGUUCGCGAAAUGCUUGAGUACUUCAAUAUGCUGUGUUGAGACAACUUAUUGUGAGUGUGUGGAAAUUUUGGACUUCGCUUAACUCGCGCCUUUCUGGCUAUCACUGAACAAGGCUAUCAAGGAUUGUCGACCAACAUGUAUCAAAGUCGACAUACGGUAAGUGAAAAUUCGUGUUGAAAUGGUAGUUAUUGUAAAACAGGCUCUCGUAAUGUGACACCCCGGCUCUUUCACAAGUCGAGCUCAAAAAUCGUAAUUUCCUCCCUCUCCCAGACACCGCAUCAACCUUCCGGCCAACCAUUCAAGUUUACUGUAGCCGAUUCAUGCGAUCGUAUCAAAGAAGAAUUUAACUUUCUUCAAGCACAGUACCACAGGUAAGUUCUCAAGUCUGUUGAUUACUGUUCCCUGCAUGAAUUGACCGACCCGAAAACAUCAUUUGUGUUCGUAGAAGUUUGGCGCGUUAAAGUUUGGCAAAUGGCUUAUGAGGCGUGAAUUUCGAUUUAAGAUGUGAUGCCCAGCGAAAAGGGUCUUCAGAAGCCCCUAGCUCGGCGUAUAACUUUAAUUUAUUUUAGAAGCAUCGAGCCAUUAUGUCAUGUAAAGUUAAUCUUAUCGUAGGCUUUCAACACAAUAUUUACAUUGUACUGUUUUCUUGCUUUUAGCUUGAAGUUAGAGUGUGAAAAGCUAGCAAGCGAGAAGACAGAGAUGCAAAGGCAUUAUGUUAUGGUAAGCAAGAUCUUUUCGAUGUUACGUGCUUUUAUCCAGUAUUUUGCUCAUGUCAACCUCAAGGACCUUUCGAUUAACACGCGCGCACAUCUUUGUAGCCUAAAAAUUGUGUAUUCACGAAAUACGAGCUCGGGCUACUUUUGUUAUUUGGAAAGCAAAAAACUAUUGAGCCAGUCAUCUUUGCUAUUGUUUACUUUUCUGUGACGUUAGAGGUUUUGGCCUCAAGAUGUGAAUACCAAGUGUUCGUUUAUAUUCCCGAUAAGGUUUGUAUUAGGUUAAUAGCUUUUCUGACCGUGUAGCCCAAGGCCUUUUCCUCCUAAUUGUGUAAUAAUGGAGUCGCCCCGCUGUAAUUAAUUUGCAAUAGAUAGUUGAUCUGUAUUUGUGGAAGAAAUUUAGCUCGGCGUUUUAAUCUUGUAAUCCCAAGAAAUCGGCUAGCCGACUUGUAUAGUGUAUUGUUCAGUAGCUACAAGCAGAUGUGUUCCUACGGAGCAUGUUGGGAUUAAAGAUUUGAAUCUAACCCCACGUUAUGCCGACAUUGCAUGUCACUUACAACGUUCAGUGAGAACGCUUCUCGGAAAGUUCACACUUCAAUGACGUUUGUUUUUAUUUUUUCUUGCAGUAUUACGAGAUGUCAUAUGGACUCAACGUGGAGAUGCAUAAACAGGUCUGUAACACUACGUGACAAUGUGAUAGAAAGUGGGUUUGCCAGUGAUGGUUCCUACAAUGUAAAUUCCUCUCAACGAGAUCAAGAAGUCAUCUUUUUGGCGACAUCACUUGAUACGACCACUCGUUGAGAUAAGCCGUUGAUAGAUAAACGAGCGAAUUAUUUUUGGCAAGCUUUGCUGACAUUCAUCCAGUCCGAAAGACAAACACUAUUGAACGGAAAUGUGGACUUGAAAGUAUGUCCUUGAGUCGCUUUAUCUCCCGCAAAAUUAAGGAUUAAAUUUUUGGCAUGGUUUAUUCAUCAACAGUCUUGCAUUACACCUUAGACAAACUUUGAGGCGACAACCUCUAAUGGUUUACAUUUUUCCUUUCCGAAAUGCAAAUUAAAAUCUACUUGAAGCCUUGACUUCUCAAACAGCCUGGUAAAUUGGUGUCCUAAUAUAAACAAGAAUGGCUACGGAAGAAUUAAUUGCAAAUUGAAUACAAAGCCUACGGUGAAUACAAGAUACUUAAACGUUCCGCUGACGGUUUUAGAGGCUUUUUAAAAUAUGUCAAGCUUUCUAUUCUUAAUUGUAGCUCGUGUAAAUUUGUUUAUUUUGGCACAAGUCGUUUGCAUAGCCCCUCACCUGCUCGGGGCUAGAACGCUCUCGUUCGAUCGCCUCUGCGCUCACGCCGCGGCCAUAUUAGUGCGCGCUCGAGCUGUAAUCAAAUAAUCCGUUAUGGGAACUGAAUACCAAGAUUAAGCGAGAGAGUAAAGCAGAUCAAUCAGCCAUGUCAUGCGUCUGUCAUCCCAAAGGGAUUUAUAUUGUCAUCACGUUGUCUUUGUCGUGGUGUUAAUUUAAUGCAGGUUGUAGUCGCGUCAAUGUAUGUAAUUGCCGGGACGUGAUAUGUCGAAUAUGGCUCUGUUUACAAGGUGGUCCCUAAUUUUUGUGUGAUCACCUUGCGGGUGAGCCAACAAUUUCUUACUUAGAAAAUAUUCUUAAUCAAAAUAAUUUAAUGUGAUUGGAAGAAAUGAUGUGUCCAAUCUCAGUACUGCAAAAUGUGCUUUUACUUCUUGGUGUUAAAAAAUGAAGAGCAAAGGUUGAGAAAGAUGAAAUUAACCGAACUGGUUGUUUGUGAAGCCUCAUUGGGUAUUUUUUAUGGUUUAGAGGAUACAGCACAGUUUGCACUUAACGAUAAAAUUACUCAACUGUGAAAGGAAGUCGGUUUGUUAAACACUGCUUCCUCCCCAGAAUAACCACAAAAUUGAGCAAAUUUCCUAUUCAGACAGCUCUCUGGUGUGUAACAAUUUUAAGCAACAGGAAAAAUAUGAUCAAUUAUGGAAACAAAGAAUUCUUCUAGAAUAAUCAAUGAUGUGAUCUCUGUUGUGUUUUCAUUACUUGUAGGCUAAUUUGAGGGAUGGUUUUGUUACUGCAUGGACGUAAAACAGUCUCAUUCAAAUGUCUUUCUUUUCAUUAUUUUGUUUUUCUCCUAGAUUUUUCUUAAUAAUUUAUAUCAAUGUGUGCAAAUUAUUGUUAAAUAUUAUUCAUAUUUAAAUCAUACAAACUUAUGGGAAAGUUGAUAUUUGUUUAUUUUCAUUUUUUUCAGACAGAGAUAGCUAAAAGGUUAAAUGCAAUCUGUGCACAAAUCAUACCAUUUCUCUCUCAAGAUGUGAGUAUUGCGUGAGUCCACUCAUAAGCAGAAAUGUGUUCUGUUUUAUAGUGAAAGGAUGAAUAUUUCUCUUUCAUGUGCUUCUCUUGCGACCUUUUAAAUCAAGUACAGAAAGUGUGACUGACAGACUAGUGAAUGAGUACACAUCAUCAUCAUCACAUGCUGUCAUUAAUUACUAGAAGGUUCAGCAAUGGGUGGUAUAGGUAAUCCCCUAAUCUCGUCAGCAAAUGGUUCCACGGGAUCUCUAAAAAUCUUGAUCUUUCUCUUCUUUUAUUGGCGGCUUACUUUAAUGCAUUUUUUAUAUACAAAGUGUGAUUUGAUAUAGUUUGUAGUAUUCUCCAGUGUUGACACAAAAAGAUCUCAGCUCAUGUCUGUCAAAAUUGAUAGCCUAUUUAUUAUUACGAAUAUUUUUUUAAGAAGAGUUCCUUUCAACAACCUCCAGGGUUUGUUAAUGUAGAGCUGUUUGUCAUCAAACAAGGCCACUGUGGGGUGAUUUAAUGAAGAUUUUGCCUGCACAUAUUGUAAUAUAAAUUCCAAACUUCCAGUACCAAUUGGCUACUGAAUGAUUGCACUAAAUAUUACAGACAUGACACAAUUCACAAAGAUUACCUGAAAGAUUGAGUUUGUGAACAUGGAAAUUGAAACAGCAGUUACAUGAUAAAAACAAUUUGGAAUAUAAAUAAAGUUUCACUCAGUGAUUAUUAAUUCUUCAUGCAGACUAAUCUGAAUUGGUUCCAGUCGAGGAGAGUGGAAGUCACUUUGGCCAUGAAGAAUGCAUUUAAGAAAUUUCUAGAGCUGUGUUUCAACUAUUAUAAUUUUACCUAAAUUGUGAUUAAAGUUUUAUUGGGAUACUUUCCUAUUAAAUGAUUUUGACAGAUUCGUUUUCAUGUUUUGUUGAUCUUGUUUAGUGCUAAGCUUUUUGUGUCCAAUUCUUUUUAAAGCACCAACAACAAGUUGCAGCAGCAGUAGAGAGAGCCAAACAGGUGACGAUGACCGAAUUGAAUGCCAUUAUUGGGGUAAGAUCUCAACCAUUACCCUAAGUUGUCGAGAUGGAGGGAAGGUGGGAACCAGGGAAAGUAUUAGAAAAUGGGAAGGAGAUUUGUGGGGAAAGAAAGUAGGAGAGAAAUGUCAGAAUGCAAGUAUUCAUCAAUGAUUCACCCUUUACACCCUAACAUCAGUAUGCAUAUUCUCCAUACUGUUCUCUAUACAUUUCUUGAGGGUCUGAAAAGGAGAAUUUGUUUAACAGUCAAGAGUUCUUUAGUUGUUGAUCAUUUCUCUUAUUCUCAUGACCUUAAUGUUUGAUUCAGGGCUGAUAUUGUAAGGGAAAACUAGAUGCCAGUCACUCUUAAGGGUUAAAGGGUAAAGUUUGUAUUCACUGUUUUGUAACAAACAACUGAAGAUUGGAAACAAAGGUUCAGAAUAUGGAUGAGAAGCAUAUAGGAGGGGCUGAUUAUUACCCCUGUCCCCACCCAGGUAGCUCAAAGUGGGGUUUGAGAAAAUGUUAAAGUCGUGAAAAAAGUUUGAAGUCUUGAAAAAAAGGUUAAGUUGCAAAAAAAAGUUAAAGUCAUGAAAAAAAGUUGAAGUUGUGAAAAAAAAAAAGAAGUUGAUGAGAAAUAUGUGAUGGUACUCACUGGGCUCUGUAACAUAGAGACAAAGAUUGUCACCUGUUUUGGUGCAGUAAAAAAUAUACUUUUUAAAAGAUGUUUUGAAAAGGAUAAGGGAUGUUUUAUGGCUGGUGUUUUUUUUGCCAUUGUUAGGUACUGAUUCUAAAAUUUUAAGUCUUUUAAAAUUAAUGGACCACAUAAUUUAAUUGAGUGCUGAGAAUUCAGUGCUAUGAUGCAGGCACAAUAUCAACCACCUGGAAAUUUUAUCUCUCAUAUCAUUUUCCCCAUUGAGAAUGUAUUGAUCAAUAUUUCGUGAGAAGAAUUCCAAAACAAGUCAGGUUUGAAAAUGAUAGGAAACUGUGUUAGGUACUUGGAGAUAUUGUUUGUGUGCUGAAAUUUCCUUUUUCUUGCAUUGGAAUGUGAGUGAUAUAUUAUAUUGUACAUCAAAGAUCAAAAAGGGUAAGACAGACCUUCAGGCGAACAAGUAGUAGCUUAAGGGUGUUAACUUUUUUUUCUGUGGUAAAACAAUUGUAUGGCUUUUUAGAGCUUGUUUUCCACAUGAAGCUUGUUGUGAUAUUGAUAUGUACUAGGUAAAUUGUGAUAUUCAAUCAAUAUUAGGUCCUAGACUCAGUAAUUUUGUAAUUAUCUUUAAGUACAGGUUUGCCAGAUAGACGAAAAUGAGAUAAAGGUGUUGUCGCACUUUUCAGCUAAAUGCAGAACUGACACUCACAAAUUCUAAUGUUGAUUUUUAUCUAUUCCUGAGCAUCUGGGCUGGUAAUUUAAUCGGCUUUCUUUGAUAAAUGAGCACUCGAAUAGUUUAAAAUGUUUAUUUACCUUUUGUCUGAGUUAGCCUUUUGUUAUUUUUGGCUCAAAUUCCACUGAAGUAUGCUUAACUGCUGUAUUAUACUGUUAGGGUAAAUGUUGCUUUGUAUGUGUUUAAAUAGCCUUACAGUGUUGACAGAAUCUUAGGAAUGUGCCCCACUAAUCAGAUUACUAGGUAUUAAAUUCUGAUACAUUCUUUUUUUGGAUAAUCUGAUCAUCAAGAAGAGGUCUGAAACAAGAAACCAUGCUCAAUUUAAAGAGAUAAUGAGUUAUAGAAAAUCUUUUAAACUGAUGAGUGGUAGAAGGAUUACACUGUUUGAGUUCACCAGUUGUUCUGCUAUCUGAAAGGUAGUUUUGUUCAAAGGAGGCUAGUUUUGUUAGCAUGAUACAAAGUAAAUGUAGCUUUUCUCUUAGUGAACUGAAGGUGAUGAUGUAAUAGCAAGGCUUGACUUGUCCAAAGUCCUAUUCUGUUCAAAAAUAUUUUCUUUCUGUUGACAUAUGGUGGAUAGUGUUAAUGGAUUCUUGUCUAUUGUUACCAUCUUGCUGGAGUCACCUUGUUAUCACUGUAAUCUUGAACAAAUAACCACUUAUACUAAAUGAAUUUUGAUCUUUGGACCUUGAAAAUAGAAGAGUGUUUUGGCAUCUAGAAUUUUUUACAAUAUUGUUAUUAGUGUAUUGAGCUCUGCAAACUUUUACAAGCUGAAUAUUUAUGAAGCAUUCAACUGAUCAUUACUUAUUACUAUAAACAGCAGAGUUCCAAUUCUUCAAAUAUGUAUUAUCUUCCAUACUCUUCCUGAUGGCUGCAGUGCAGGGGGCCAUGAUAACAAAGUUAUUUUUGUUUGUUCCCAAGAAUUCAGUUAUCCCAAUUGCAGCUGGGCUGUGCUUCAGUUUUGUUAUAGAGCAUUUUAAAGUUUUUCAUGUUUGAGCUGUGUGAGGGUCAAUGCAUUCCUUCUAGUAAAUAUAUUGUAGUUGUCAAAAGUGAUGAGAAAUAAAAUAGUUAAGGUUAAAAUUCAGUUCGUUUCUAUCUACAGCAACAGCAACUCCAUCAGGGUCUACAAGGUCUCCAUGGCCAUCCUCCCACAAUACCACUGCCCCACCCUGGUGCCACACCCCCACAGCUUCCACCUGGGGCUACCUCAGGACUUCUUGCUCUUUCCAACCUGUCAGUUCAGCCUCCUCAUUUGCCUAUGAUGAAACCUGAAGACAAAGGUAAUAGACUUGAAGAAUAGGUUUCCUAGAGAUCUUUUGGAAAGACCCCUCAAUUAGGGGGAAAAAUUAUUAUGUAAACAUGUUUAUUGACCUUAAAUGCUGCCAUACCCAAUUGUGGUUCUGAAGGGUUUUGGCUGUUUACAUAGUUGUUUUUGUUCCUCAAGUGUUUUCUUUGUAGAAUAACUUUGUUUGUGUUGUAAGAUUCCCUUGCAACCCUCAGAUUUCAAUGGACUUUCCAACUGUAGAAAAAACAAGUCUCUUUUUGUAACUGGUCUUUGUUUUUUUUGGUACUUUUUCUAAUUCAGUUUUUGUUCUUUCUUUUAUGUUCCGUUCAUCCCACUAGAUGGCAUGGUAAGAGUAUUUUCAUCACUUUCAAUUAUUUUUUUUGUGUUAAAGGUCUCUAUUUUUUCUUUGCUAAUCAUAAAUUUUCUUUUAGAAUUCCCUCUCGCCGCUGGGACACAUGCGGUCAUCAGAAAAAUACAGAGCAUCUGACUUGUCGUCACAUGGUAGUGAUGAUGGACACAUGGACAGGGAGCGAGAAAGAGAUAGAGAAAGAGAACGGGAAAGAGACAGAGACAGAGAUAGAGAUAGAGACAGGGAAAACAGAGACAGAGAACGUGACAGAGAAAGAGACAGAGAUCGUGACAGAGAAAGAGAACGAGAAAGACAUGUUAAUGGUGAGUGUACAUUUGAAGGUGAUGCUACUGCUGUCUCACAGAUUUGCUCUCUGGUAGAACCGGGCUCAAUUUAAAUCGUAUUCUUAUUCUGUUUUCUUCUCAUGUUUUGCUAGGAACAAAGAAUAACAGCAAAAGAAAGAGAGAUGACAAAGAGUCAGGGGUAAGGACAUGCUGUGUACUCAACUGUAUGGUUUUUAAGUAAUUAAAUAAGUACAUUUAUUUAUUAAUAUAUUUGGCUCUUUUCAAGGAGAGUGAUGCAGAAAAAAGUGAUGGUGAUUUAGUUGUGGAUGUCUCCAAUGAGGUAAUAUUCUGUGGACUAUUGUUUAAUUUAUUUUGUUACCAAUCUGAAGAUGUUGGAGCUUAAACAUAUUACUCCUCCAUUACUCCUACAGUGCUUUCUAGAAGGCUUUGCAAGUAGUUAGAAGGACUCUCCUGUUUGCUGAGGCCUUUCUUCGUGAAAUAUGUUGUCAUUUCUAAUUAACUUCAACACCUUAUAUUUUUUUCAAGGAUGCUAAUUCUCCCAGAGUAGAAAAUGGACCUGACUCACCCCCUCUAAGUGACAAAAAAGUUAGGAAAGACUCUGGAUCUCCUACCAACCCAUCUUCAUCUUCAUCAACACCUUCAUCCAAACACCCAAAGGUAAACACUUUUUGCUUCUGGUUUGCCAUGUUGCAGUUUGACUUCAUUGCUUAUUACUUGAUCAUAAUAUAUUGGCUGAAUUUUACCCCUGCAGUCUGAAAGCAAAGCUGUGCUUGAAAGACAAACAUCAGAGACAGGCUCAUCUGGAAGGAAAAGCCCAUCAAGAUCAUCACCUUCGGUCAAAACACCAGUCGGUGAGUUGUGUUCUUGUGUAAAGACUGUCAUUCUGAUUGCCAUUUCUUUGCACUGAAAGGCAAAAAUAAAACUGUGUUUUCUCGAACAUCUCUUCUUUGCUGCCUGAGCUGUACUGUAGGUCUUCAAUUUUGUGUUUUUCUCCUUUGUGUCUUCAUUUUAUUGUAAUAACUGUAACAAAAGAUAGAUAAGAAAACAUUGGCUAGAAGGUAGUCAUCACAACAGUACUGUGGUUUUUAAUGUAAAUAGUGAUAAGUGUUUCAUUUGUUUGUGUAUCCAAUAAUUCCAGCAGCACCAGCUGUGAGGCCAGCAAUGUCCGUACCAGGAGGACCUUACCCAUAUGUCAAUACUAUUGCUGGGUAGGAAUUUACUUUAUGUUGAAAAAGUAUUUGUUGCUCAAUUAUUAAAUGUGAAUAAAAAUGUUACUCUCAGUUUGUCAUGAGUGUAGAGAGUAGUAACAACUGAGUUCUUAACAAGGUUCUUCUUCAUUCCAUGCUUUUUGCAAAAAAAAAAAAAAUCUUACUUUAUUCGAAGACCAAGCUCAAAAUUUGCCAUCUCUUUAGAACCUUUGACCUCUAAGAGUGACUAGCAUCUAAUUUCUUCUUACAUUAUCACCCCUGAAUCACACAUUAAGGUCACCAGAAUAAAGGAAAUGAUUAUCAACCAAAGAAGCCCCUGAUUGUUUUCUAAACUCUCCUUGUCAGCACCUUAGGAAAAGUAUUGAGAACAGUGAGGAGAGUAUGCAUGCUGUUGUUAGGGUGUGAAGGGUCAAGUGAUGUGAAAUAGAUUUGUGGGAACUCAGCUAUGGUAAACCUCACAGCACUGAGUUUGAUGAGCACAGUCUUUGCAGGUGUUACUCACAAUGUAUGAAGAACUCUAUAACUUUGUUGAGAGAUUUAUUGAGGGAGUUCUGCACUUUUGGAAGGAGGUUGUUGUCUUUAUCAACAAUGAGUAUUCAAAAAGUAAUUUUUCUCUUUUCUAACAACUUUCAUUUGCAGUGACCUUUCAAGUCCGACACCAUUUUCAUCCUCAGUGAUGACUCCAGGAAUGUCUGCCGGUGGAAUUGGUUAUGGUAGAUCACUGGUAUGAAAUUGUUUAGUUUCUUUCAAGCAAAAGUUAAUUUACCCUCAUUAUUGUCCACUGCCUUGUCUAGGAAGUUGUUUUAGGGCAAAUUUUAUCCUAAGGAAUUAUUAUGAAAUGCUUUUUGUACUGUCUUUGUCAAAGACAUCCCGACCAUACCUUGUUAUCAUGUGAUGAUUUUGCUCCUGGUGUUGGUGCAGUGUCAGUGAUUUGGUCAUCGAGCCCUGUUUGAGAUAUGAAUGGAAAAUUUUCUGUUGAUUUAUCCAGUUGAGAUGCAGCUGGUCUUAAUUUUAAAAAUUUGUGAAAUUUAAUGAAAGGAUGUGCUCUAAAUCUGGAUAAAAAUACAGCCUAUGCCAUUUAAAUCUGGUCAGAUAACUCUUUGCAUGAAACUCCUAUCUCCUUUUUAAACCCUUUAACUACCAAGAUCUGACUGUUAGUUCUCCCCUCUGGCUGCUACAAAUUUUCCUGUAAAUUAGUGAGAACUAUUCCCAUCACCUGUUUGCUGGAAACUUUUUGGAUAUCACAGGGAGAAAGUACAUGUAGUCAGUUCUGGAAGUUUAAGGCUAAAUGAUAGGGUCAAUUCCAAGUUGUGGUAAAGUCAUGUUAGACACCUCUUUGUAGUGAUUGACCUUUGAAAAUUCACAUUUGAACAGGUUGGCUUUGAACAUGGUUCCCCUGCGACAAGAGUUGGUAUGCCUCCUCUGGGACCAGGUCUCCCUGCAGGACCCCCAGGGGGUAAACCUGCAUAUUCAUUUUAUGUCAGUGGUGACGGCCAAAUGCAAGCUGUACCAUUUCCACCUGAUGCACUGAUUGGUUCAAAUAUCCCACGGCAUGCCAGACAGAUCAAUCAACUUAAUCAUGGGGAAGUAGUCUGUGCUGUCACGAUAAGCCAUCCAACUCGUCAUGUUUACACAGGAGGAAAAGUAAGAAUCAUCUCCUACAUGUAAAUGACUUAAUUUGGUUUUUGGGUUAUCAUAGGUAGCUAAGCAUUGACAAUUUUUUGUUUCAAGGGAUUAUUGUAUGGAAUGAUGUUUAGUAAUGCAAUUUUUCCUUCUUCUGCAGGGCUGUGUCAAAGUGUGGGAUAUUGGUCAAAGUAGUGGGAAAAGCCCGAUAUCAACAUUAGAAUGUUUGGUAAGUAGGUAAUAAAGUUCAUAUUUGCACCAUUGAGAGGGUGAGAUAAUAUUCAAAUUCUUAGCUCAUCUUAUAUUGUCUACAUUGCCAUGGUUGUUGGGAAAAAAAAACAAAACAUACUCUGCACCAGGUUUUGAUUUUUGUUGGGCUUGUCUUAAGAACUUGAAACUUUUUACAGAAAAAUAAAUCAGGUUGAAUCAGCCACAAAUCUUCAGUUUUUCUUGUGACUGUAAGACUAAGUAGCAACCUAAUUUAUAUUUGUAUUUUUUUGGCAGAGGGAUAACUACAUUAGAUCCUGCCGACUGUUGCCUGAUGGAAGAACAUUAAUUGUUGGUGGUGAAGCUAGUACUCUAACAAUUUGGGAUCUGGCCUCGUCACAACCUCGUAUCAAGAAUGAGUUAACUUCAAAUGCACCAGCAUGUUAUGCAUUGGCAAUAAGUCCAGACUCCAAAGUUUGCUUUAGCUGUUGCAGUGAUGGAAAUAUUGCAGUUUGGGACUUGCAUAAUCAAACUUUAGUCAGACAAUUCCAAGGUCAUACAGAUGGUGCAAGUUGUAUUGAUAUUUCACCAGAUGGGACCAAAUUAUGGACUGGUAAGGAGGUGUUUUUUUUUUUUUCUGACCAAAUAAUUUCCUAGCACACAUCUGUCAUUAAUUACAUCAUUCUGAAACUAUCAAUUAAAAAACUUUAAAGAUACAUGCCCUGUUUAUGUGGUUGAAAUUGUUGCACAAGUCUUGUAUGUGUUGGUAUUUUUUUUAGCCUUUAAACUCCCAAGAUCUGAUUGUUAAUUGUCUUCUCUAGUUGCUAUACAUUUCUUUGUAAAUCCCUUUACAAGAAUUUGGUGUUAGAUCAAGAUAGCAACUUAAACCUGAUGAGUUUAAGUAUUCUUGUUACCUGUUUGCUGGAUAAUGUAUUGAUAAUUAAAGGGAGAAGUUACAUGUUAAUCACUUCUAUGAGUCAAAGGGUUGAAGAUUUUGUAGGCAAAUGCAGUUUCUGUGUGGUUCCUUCUAUCAGUUUUACAAAGGGAUGUGGAUAUAUUUGCCAGUGACCAUCUUUGUCUGCGUUAAAGUUUUUUUUUUGUUCAAUAAAUUAUUUCAGAUCACUAUUAAUUAAUCUGUUCUUUCUGACAGGUGGUUUAGACAACACAGUAAGAUCUUGGGAUCUGAGAGAAGGCCGACAACUUCAGCAGCAUGAUUUCACAUCACAGAUCUUCUCAUUAGGGUAUUGUCCUUCUGGUGAUUGGCUGGCUGUAGGGUAAGCAAUGAUCAAUUCUUAGAGUUUCCUUACAAUAUCCAAUACAUAUCAAUCAGUUCUGGAUUGUGAAAUAAUGUUAAUUAAUGUUGCUUCACGUGCAUUGGUGAUAUGGGACACUUGUUUGAAAGUUUUGUUUGGAAUACUGAUGUUAAUAAUUAUUCUUAUUCUGGAACUGACACAUUAAAAAUUGCAGUUUAAAAUCUUGCAAGAGGCAAAACUAAACAGAGCUAUUGUUUUCCUUCCCUAGAAUGGAGAACAGUAAUGUUGAAGUACUUCACCAAACAAAACCAGACAAGUAUCAGCUCCAUCUGCAUGAAAGUUGUGUUUUGUCAUUAAAGUUUGCCUACUCUGGCAAGUGGUUUAUUACGACAGGCAAAGACAACUUGCUGAACGCCUGGAGAACACCCUAUGGAGCCAGCAUCUUUCAGGUUUGUAGAGUUUGUUUAAAAGCUAAAUAGCUUACUGUCAUUUAUUUUUCUAAACCCUAGUUUCUGUUACUUACAGUCAAAAGAAUCGUCAUCUGUCCUGAGCUGUGAUAUAUCUACAGACGACAAAUACAUCGUAACAGGAUCAGGUGAUAAGAAAGCAACCCUCUAUGAGGUGAUAUUUUAA
Pocillopora meandrina is the source of this 12487-nucleotide messenger RNA. The record is from the annotation of a GenBank genome assembly. Lineage: Eukaryota; Metazoa; Cnidaria; Anthozoa; Scleractinia; Pocilloporidae.